Molecule: messenger RNA, 1458 nt
Organism: Miniopterus natalensis
Lineage: Eukaryota; Metazoa; Chordata; Mammalia; Chiroptera; Miniopteridae
Source: RefSeq, a predicted model, not a curated record
AUGUCGCUACAUCUUACUCCUGGAAAACAAGGUGCUCGUUUACGGGUGGGUGUCUCCCUUCUCAAGCCGUCCUUGCAUAAACGAAGUCGGGAUUAUGAAAAGAGUAAAGUCUGCGAGGAGCUCACCAGUCUGGGGAGAGAAGACUUCACAUCCUUAUCAAUGGUCUUCUACAGCAGAAAAUUUCCCAGUGGAACCUUUGAGCAGAUCAGUCAUCUAGUGAAGGAAGUUGUCUCCUUGACAGAAGCCUGCUGUGCUGAGGGGGCAGACCCUGACUGCUAUGACAACAGGACGUCAGCAUUGUCCGCUAGGUCCUGUGAAAGUGACUCUCCAUUCCCAGCGCACCCAGGAACUGCCGAGUGCUGUGCCAAAGAGGGCCUGGAACAGAAACUCUGCAUGGCUGCCCUGAAGCACCAGCCACAAGAAUUCCCCAACUACGUGGAGCCAAGUAACGAUGAAAUCUGUGAGGCGUUCAGGAAAGAUCCCAAGGAAUUUGCUAACCAGUUUAUGUAUGAAUAUUCCAUUAAUUAUGGACAAGCCCCUCUGCCACUUUUAGUCGGUUACACCAAGAGUUACCUCUCCAUGGUGGGGUCCUGCUGCACCUCACCAAGCCCCACCCUGUGCUUUUUGAAAGAGAGGCUCCAGAUUAAACAUUUAUCCCUUCUCACCACCAUGUCAAAUAGAAUGUGCUCACGAUACGCUGCUUAUGGGAAGGAGAAAUUAAGGCUCAGCCAUCUCAUAAAAUUAGCCCAAAAAGCACCUACUGCUGACCUGGGGGAUGUUCUGCCACUAGCUGAAGAUGUUACCAUGACCCUCUCCAAAUGCUGUGAGUCCACCUCUGAGGACUGCAUGGCGAAGGAGCUGCCUGAACACACAGUAAAACUCUGUGACAACUUAUCCACAAAGAAUGAUAAGUUUAAGGACUGUUGUCAAGAAAAAACACCCAUGGACAUUUUUAUGUGUGCUUACUUCACGCCAGCUGCUCAGCCACCAGAGCUGCCGGACGUCGAGUUGCCCACAAGUAAAGAUGUGUGUGGCAAAGGAAACACCAAAGCCAUGGAUAGGUAUACAUUUGAACUAUCUAGGAGGACUCACGUUCCAGAAGUAUUUCUCACCAAAAUACUUGAGCCAACCCUGAAAAGCCUUGGAGAAUGCUGUGACUCUAAAGAUCCUACUGCCUGUUUUAAUGCUAAGGUUCCUCAACUGAAGAAGGAGAUAUCUUCUUUCAUUGACAAGGGGCAAGAACUAUGUGCAGAUUAUUCAGAAAAUACAUUUACUGAGUACAAGAAAAAGCUGGCAGAGCGACUGAGAGCAAAGCUGCCUGAUGCCCCCGCCGAGGAGCUGCAAGAGCUGGUGGACAAGCGCUCCAGCUUUGCCUCCAAGUGCUGCUCCAUCAACUCCCCUCCCCUCCACUGUGACUCUCAGAUUGAUGCUGAAAUGAAAGCUACCCUGCAGGACUGA